CCCAGUCUUAUAGCGUGUGGUCACCUCGCUCGAUUUGCUCUUUGCGUGUUCAUUGCAAAUGGCCACUGGAGGGUAGAGAGUGAUAGUAGAUAGAGGUAAUUUGUUUCAAGCAAAAAGUGGAUUGAAAAAUUUGUAUCAAGAACGUGGCACCCAAAAUAGAGUGAAAAUGCAAAAAGAACGAAAAGGCAUCAAACCGUUUUAAAAAGCUCGACUUCAAUUUUGCUGGAACCCUCUAUGAGAGCAAGCUUGAUGGAAUGAAAAAUGAAUUGAAAACUACUUUUAAAAAUUUGACAGGUAUUAAUGACAUGUCCCAUGCGCGACCCCACCGCCAUUGUUAUUCCUGUGACAUAAAUUGACAAGGAGCGAACAGUAAAGCUGCUUUUAGGAUAAGGAUGUAAAAAAUGUAAAAAGGUCAGCGUGCCGUUUUUCAGGCACCGAGAGACCUCAAAUGAGAGACCUUUCAAGCACUAGCCGGUCUAAAAGAUCAUGACCUGUUCCGUGCGACGCGUGGCGCGGCGCGGUCGCCGUCGUAGGCGAUCAGCUUCGACUCGUGUGAGCGACGCUUCCGACGAGGACCUGCCGCCGUCGACAGCGGCACGUGGAUGUGGUGGAGAAAGGUCUGAUGGUGCGUGGGAGUUUAAAUCCGCUGCUACAUCCUGCGACGACGAGGAAGAAGAGGAAGAAUUCGACAGGAGCCACGUCGACGGCUUGUUUUCAUCCUUGCUCUCGGACAAGAUCAAAUGCGAACAUCUCUUGGGUUCAUUAAGCCGAAGGUGCGCGAGCCUCGAUAGUGUUGCCUGGAGUAUGUGGCGUAGACCGAGGAAAAGACGGCCGCCGAAUUCGUUGCACCGAAGUGAGCAUCUUAGAAGUCAGGAUUGCCCCCGUGCAUGCACCUCGUGGUCUGAUCGCAAUAGAGCGUUGUGGCUGCCAGCAGUUUUCCUGCAGCAGGUCUUUUUGUUCGUCCUUUUCACCCUGCAUUUUGGUCCCCAACACCCGUUGCUGCAAGACCCAGCAUCCUGCUAUUUUGGUGUUUCUGCGCAGCUGCAGCCCCGUGGUUUGCUUGGCGAGUAUUACGAGAUGGAUUACAACGAGGAAGACUUACCUUGCGAACUGGAAUCGUUGGAAGACGCCUACCGUGGUCAGGUGCCGCACGUUCAAACCACAGAAACCGACGGCCUACAAAUCACGGACUUGACCCCCGCAAACUGUAAAUGGACGAUGGUUGAACGAACAGACCGCUACCCCGUUGUGUCGUAUCCGACAGUAGCUGAAGCAAGGUUAGAUCUUGGUUUCCGCAAAGACAUUCGCGACCAUCAUUAUGACAGGCAUUCAUCCGUCUUCCCUUUUUAAUUUUUCUUGGACGAUGUCCAUCAUGUUCAUGAUACAUUUUUGUAGUCGUCACUGUGUGCGGUUACACUACAACAACGACUACAACAAGUCGCUCCAUGAAAAAACAUGGAUAAAGUCGGGACGGUUCAUUGAGCGGAUACCUCUAACAAGAGUAUUACAUCAACUACAUCCUAUACCCGAAGCAACAGCCGCCCGGGUCGCCACUCCGAGACCUACCGGGGUCCGCAGCAAAUGCGUAUUUGCGCAUCGGCUAUCGGCUCAUAGAGGUUAAUGGAGACUCCGCCGAAUUUCAACUCAGAGAAGAAAUCCUCUCACCGAAAGUCUUCAUGGAUCACGAUCCAGUGGUAUUUUCGUGGCUAUGUUUUUAGGUUCUAAAGAAAUAGAAGUAGGAGUAGUUGCAGUUAUAGACAUCUGAUCAAAAUUUUUUUGCAUUUGUCAUUUGUCGGCUGGAGUACAAGUAAAUCGAGCAAGUGUGAGCUCCCUCAUCCCUCUGCUUCAAAAACAGUUUUACAAGUUUCAAGCGUUCAAGUUGGAGUAUUUCUGCACGGGGGUGAUCACGUUUCAAGCGAACUUUUUUGGGAUGCUGAGCGGCGACCUUGAGAUUCGAACGCAAGGUAGAUACGACCUGCGCCUGCACUCUUCGACGGCCCAAAUCAACCUCAUCAUGGGCCACGAUCACUGUGACGGCGGCGACGACUUCGGCUACAACGACGCACAGUGUGGGCCACGAUCUUUAAUUCAGAAUAAGCGGCUAUCGGAUUUAAGGGUGCACAUGUCGGGUGCUAUUGGCGAUGAGUGUCAACAGAUCGGAAGACCAAUGACCCUGUGUCAAGAUCCUGCGUAUCCGAGCAAUGUUCCCGCUGGUACAAUAUAGCUACGCGUUUGAAUCCAUUUUGUGGACUCAAUGUGAUCGAGAAGAUGUAAUCUAUGUCCGUUUUUCCAUGCCGACCAGCGUCGACCAGUCUGUCACUAAGUUGAAGUUCAGUACUGCGCACGCCAUAACAGGUGACAUUUGUUUCAACACUGCGAAUGGUUGUGAGCCUUUCAAGACGUAUGGGAUGAGGAUACCGGAUGCAAAGUGUGACGCUGCGCGUGUUCGGGCGACUGACGGAGCGACGCCGCACCCCCGCACUAUCGAACGACAUCGAUGGAUGCGAGCUGGGCGUCACCCGUUGCGUAUCUCAAUUGCGCGGCGCUUCAUGCCUUUUGUCACGAGUACGGUCUCCUUUGCUUUUCACUACAAAGGUCCGGAUACAACCGCAGUCAAACGGCUUGCUGGCUUUAGAAUGGCAAAUUGUACAGGCGCAAACGGGGACUACUACUCCGUAAAAAGCUCACUGUACAACUUCGCGACGCGUGACGGGGUCUGGAAGAUGGACUUUGAAGACGGAUUCUGGAUCUUCAAAUAUGGGAAACAUUUACUAGACUAGUAGUACUAAAUGAAAAACAAAGAGUCAGUGACAUUGCUGUAUUUAGAAAUAAUGUCUGACAAUUUUUAUUUCAGAUGUAUGAUUUCGAAGUUCUUACUUAGAGAGUACCUACGUUCUACAUUUGCAGUUGUUGCGAAUAGCCAUCUCACAGCUCCCUCUAAGCCACAAACACUUAUCUAGUGGACAGAACGAAGUGCGCUGUGCGAGGCAAGCAUUUGGCGGCGGGCGAGAACAAUGACGACCACGAGAUGUUUCGUUACCGCUGGAGUGGGUAUUCGCCUGGCGCAGAGCUCUUUGACUUUCCUUGGCGGCAAGACGUGCGAAGUGUAGAUGGCAGUCUUCUAUCACGCGACAUCAUCAUCCCGGAAGGCAUGCGUUUUAUCAAUACACCUGAAAACCAGCAUCUUGCGGACCCAUCGAUUCCCGAGUUGAGCGUCUUCCACGAUUACGAGUGGGUGGAAGUACCUGGCAACGUGUUUUUGCCCUUGCACGAACCAAAGUGGCAGGCCGACUGGUGGGGUCCAAUAGUUAAGGGUAUAGUAACUAUUUCACUAUGCUCAUGAGUAAUGGAGGAGGCUACGUGGGGUACACGUGUGCACGGCGAUCUGUUUGUUCUUGAGAUCGUCGCAUAGUGAAAUCAGAAAUUUUGUUCUAAGACCAAGCGGGAGUACCUCUUCAACUUUCCGAACUACGUCACCACGUCGAGGGCGCAGGAACGGAGGACACAGACGUUUGGUCAAAAAUUCUUCAACAGCAAAGUAUCGGUUCCCCGCGUGAGUGAGCUCACCAAUCGGCGCGAACUGCUGGACGAGAUAGGUGGAAAUCCAAGAUAUGAGCUCGGAGAGGAAAAUGACGAAGAUCACGGAAACUUCAUGUCAGCAGAUGGGACAAGGCGACGAAAAAUUCGAUCAAAGCAUCCAGGGAGCGAGCGUUUAAUCUUCAAGGGUGAAGCCGAUAUGGAGGAGAGUGUCCGUCAGAAAGCACGCAUGUUUUUCUGGUUUCUUCGCGGAAAGUUAGGGCGAAGGCAGUUGAGAAAAGCGUCAGUUGUUCCGGUGAAGGUACAAUCUACGAUGAGCAGCAUUGGUGCGACUGCAGAAAUGUCACCCGGAGUGCUUGACUACGAAAAUUUGGACCUCCUGGAAGAAUCAUCAGAAAAGCGAGAGGAGAAAGCAGCCUCCCAGGCUGCAUCUCAAAGCGAGGUUGCAAAGGCUCAACUUCGUGGUACGGCCGGAAUCGGAAAGUCGCAAGUUGGUAAGAAUGAGGAUCCUCGCAGGCAAAAAAACGAGUUGCGGGAUGAAACACGAAGCAUAACGAGAGAACUUCCAGCGCAGUUGUCAGAGGCUGAAUUUCGUGCGUUUUUUGACGGCAUUGAUGUGUUCGGCAUUCCGCGUAUGACACAGAGGGAGUUUGAUGUCAUGAAAGCGGAGCAUCAAGAGCGGGAGCGCCAACAGAAAGAAGACUUGGCGAAGUGGAAUUCGAAAAUGAAGGAAACAGCCAAAAUGGCGGAAAACGCUGUGGACAAUGAAAGGCGCAUUGCGGAGCGAGAAGAGCAUCGGCUACUGAAUAUGCACGAUCCCUGGUUUAAGUAUCUCGAGUCGCCUUCCUUAUUCGUGAAAGAAGAGGCGCCCAGGAGUAGGAUAAUGGACUCAAGCAUAGGUGAAGGAGGGACAGGAAGUGUCUCUAUCGAUCGAGGGCUACCGGAAGUUCCACGACCAAUGUUGCCGUCCAAUGUGGUUGAUGUGAGCGGUGAACAAAAGCCCAAAGAUCGAGCACUGCAGAAUGCUGAUAUUCUAGCAGUGGUUGUUACCAACGCGCCAGACUGGACUUCCAACCCGGACGAGACUAGUACAACGACCACCUCCACCACAACUGAACCGCCGAGCACCAGUACAGCACCACCGACCAGCACCAUACCGCCGAGUGAGCGAGCACCAGCCUACUACGGCCGCACGUUCCACGAGGUACUGUUCUUCGUUACGCCUGACCACCCUGAGGUGAUCCUCGAUGGCAAGCCGAUGGUGCGGAAGUCCAACUGGCCGAAUGAGUUUCCGUGGAGUCGGGAUUUUGGUUCCGACGUUUCGGAUCCGGUUCCUCUACCGCACUUUGACUAUACACAGCCGCUCGCAGCGCGGUUCACUGGCAUCGUAAAUUUCGAAAGGCCUGGAAACUACACCUUUCGUGUGGAAACCGAUGCCAUGUUCCAGAUGAUCUUUGGCGGUCGCGGUUUAUCUAGCGAAGUGGUGCUGCAGAAGCUCACUAACGAGCCGUUGCAGCAGCGGCUCGAAACGGAGAAGCAAGUAUAUCUGCCGGGACACCACUACAUUCGGAUAGAGAUGCUAACGCGAAACAAGGACAAGGUGAUGUUUGUGACCUAUGAGGGCCCAGAUACGGAGUACUAUGAGGCGCAAGCGGCGCCAAACCGAAUUGUCGGUUACGCAAGACCUGGAAUCUAUCGUGGCAACAUUUUCGACCACGAAGUAGGGAUCACCUACCCAAUCGUCGACGGACUGAGGUAUUGUCAACUAGAGAAUGGGCUACUAAUCCUCAUCUUAAUCAAGGAGGAGUCCAAGAAGAGCGCGAACGCUUGAAAGCCUAUGUAUACUAUAGCAGAGUAGUUUAUAGCACGCAUGGUGCAUGGAGUGCAUGGAGUAGCAUGGAGUGCAUGGAGCGCAGAGCUUUAAGGGGCGCAAGAAGCUCCCCCUUUAGCUCCAUGCUACUCCAUGUGAUCCAUGCACUCCAUGCCAUGCGAGCCGUGAAACCUUAUAAAUUGCUCUGCUAUAGAUUUAAUUAUAUAAUUAACAAUUUUGUUUCUGAUUUCUUCCGAUCACUAGUUAUCCUACAAGAAAAUUUAGAUUAUUCAUCAUCUUCACCAUGCUUUGCUCUAGGUCAUCUUCGGUUGGCUGCAGGGUGAUUGCGUCUUUGGAAGGGGGAGUCCAGCUGCCUCGAGAUUGCUCCGACAAAUGCACAGAUGUAGCUUUGUUAAACGCGAUGUCGUCGGCCAUGCACAACAACGGAGCCUGUGACACCGCGGAAACGGGAGGAUAUAACAUGUAAUUGUCUAGUUUUGAUUCAGCUUUAUAAUUUUAUCUCUUAUAAUCCAUAUCCAUGUAUGGAGAAGUUAUUUCGGUCAAAAAUUUCACAAUGACUUUCACCUUCACCUUGUUUCUUUAAAUUGCUGCGGUUUCAAGUUGUUCGGGACUUCCUUCUAAAAGCCUGCUAAUAGUUGUCCAUAAUGAUCGUACAGGUUUUGUCCGGAAUGGGUGUACGAUGGCGGUGACUGCGACCCGGCGUUGGAAAGCGAGGGAACAGACUCUCCGAUAGAAUGCUUAGUUACUCCUCCCGCUGGCGAUUUCAAGCGCUAUGGCCCUUCACAGUGCGAGAGAACCGAGACGCGAGGCUUUAACUACCUCUACGACGCAUCCGACAAUCGAGUGAUUCCGAUUCCAUUACCGGAAAUACCAAACCCACGCGAAACCGAGGAGACGUUUUGUGUUUCGGAUCACGACUUCGUCUUGGAAACACCAACUUUUGCUCUUUCGUACUGGCCAGAAACCACCUCAACGUCUACGACGACAUACAAUCCAUUCCGUACUUUCAAGACUAUUUUUUAUGCGUGAUUGAGUUGAGUUAGGGUUUCUCCGAGAUUAUAUGUAAGUACCUGAUUUGAGACUACAAGGUUGAGAGUUAGUCUCAUCGAUUUUUUUCUCGAUCACUUGCUUUGCGUUCGCAUUUUGAAUGAAAGAGUAAUUUCUUUUUUUCGCAACACAGCUCCAGCCAAGAAUCCGAAGUUCACGAAGUGUUGCGUCGCUCAAUUCAAUAACGAUCCUGUUUAUGGUACCUACUGCAUGGCCUACGGUGCUCCAAUCGGCUGCUACCAGACGAUGCAGGACUUGCUCCAACGCCGUCUGCAAUGGCUCCGAGAGUCUCCCGAGUUUUCUGAGCAGCAGCUGAACUCUUACUGGUUAGAGCACGGCGACAUGAACGUGACUGAGCUGGUACAAUGCAAAACGCCGAAAUGCAAUGUCUUGCCGCCCGAUUUCACUAUGGACAUGCGUGGAGAGCGCAUCUACAAAUGCCCCUGGCAGAAGAACGCAGAUGACAUUGCUGAUCUGUAUCAAACGCAAGCGAAAGAGGAGUCCAUAUCGUGCUUCGAAACGCGCGAGCGCGACACCUUCCCGCCACUGUACUGCCAAACCCGGGAGUUCACUAGCUACAACUACUGCAUCAACGAUCGAACGCGCGAAGGACGACGCUACGCGCAUUGUUGCGUCACGACCUACGUCGAGGCCGACUCAAACAACUUCGUGUGCAAACUCACAGGUAUGUUACUUUUUUCUUUUUGUUGGCAAGAAGCUAGUUGAAGAGGUCGUUGAUCGACUUGCAUAAAUUGAAGAAGCUGUAGCUGAUUCUUACCACUUUCAAGAUCGUGGUAAGGUAAAGUAUGAUCAUGAUCACUACCGUUCUCUAGCACAUGAAGAGAUCCAAUAAAAAUCUUGGCGUGUUGGGCAAAACUGAGCUUUCUUUCUGUAGUCCAGAUUUUUAAUCAACACCGCCCAUACGAAAUUUCGUUGGGUUAAUCGCAAACGCGUCUCACACUGUGAAGCGUUAUGUUUCAUGCCCCAUCUACAAUAUCUGAGGACGAAAGAACGAAAGAUGCGUUGAGAUCAAAAAUAGAGAAAUUAUUAGCAUUUACUUUUUGAAUAAUUCUUGGAUCCUUUUCUCUUUUGGUUGUUUCUCAAGGUAGUACCUACUCCAGCAAGAUGAUGACAAGUCUCAUUGGUCCGUGUUUCUGACAUAUUUGUAUGCUGAAACACUGAGCUUUUUGUUUCAAGACGGGUCUGAUGCUACUAUCAUCAACAACACGAUGCAUUGUACUGAGGUGGAUCAGAUCUCUGAGAUCAAAAAAAAAUUACCAGUACUAAUUUUCAUGGAUGAUCCAAGCAAGAUACUCAAUUGGUGUCAACUCAUUUUAUCGAUCCUAAAUACAUGGUCCCUCAUAAAAUCACACUUCAUGCCAAUUUUGUCAUCCUCUAGGGCUCCCCGCGAGCUAUCCUGGCGGGUGUUCCUCGUAUUUAGAACGCAUCAUUGCACCACUGAACACGUUGCGGGCGCAAGCUUUGCAGCCACGCGUGUGGUCCAGUUGUGCUACUGCUCACCGCUGCAAUGAGCCUACGGUCUUUAAUUGUCCGGUGGUGUACGAUCAGAAUGCGGAGGCGGCGUUCAAGGCGCAGCUGCAGCCGCGAACGCCACCGCCUCAAGCGGUGUAUGGCCCAGCGGACUUCGACCCGUUCACCACGGUGCUAUUAAUCGGCGCGAUCCUGUUUUUUGUCGUGCUGCCAAUCUCCGUGCAUUACAUGCGGAAGCGGUAUCGAAAGACAUACGAGCCAGAGUUCGUUCAGGACCUUUACGUGGAGCCGGAGUUUGGUGAGGACGGGCUGGCGAGUAAGCAGGUGUUCAAUCGCGUGCGACCGGGCGCGGCGUUCUUUCAGAAGAUGUGGGCGAAGUAUCGGCCGCCAGCGCUUUCGGAGGAGGUCGAAGAAAAAAUCCGUCGUCGGGAGGAAGCGAGUACACGACAGAAGCCGUACGCGACGAAAUACUCGCGUUCGUUGCGCGACAAGCCUAUGCCAAAAGACGGCGAAGAUCCAGCGGUGGACGAGUACACACAGGCGAUUCUGGACGAAAUUGCGAAGAAAGACGCGGAGGCGCAAGAGCAGCAGCGCGUAGAGCUGGAGGUCGCAGAGAGAGAACGUGUGGCAAAAGAUCCGGCGAGCGCGUUCGGGAAAAAGAGGCCAGUGUUCCACGAGACAUUGAUGGAGUACUCUCAGCGAACCGGUUCCGUUCCGCUGGCUCUGCAGAUGCACCAAGACCGCGUCGCGGCGUCUACCGGGUUGCACUCCUUGCAAAGUUCUGACGGGUUCCAUCCCACCGGUGGGCAGUCAAGCAUCGAGAACAUGCCUGGGCAGGUCGUGCAAGUCGAAACAGAAGAGGGUGGAACCGUCAGCUUUCCAGUUUCCUACCAAGCUGCGGUCGCUCCGUCAGAAGUUCAAGUGGAUCCAGCCAUUGCCAGAGGAGAGGUGGCAGAAGGGAGCGUCCUUCCAGAGGCGGGCGUAGCGCCCGAGAGGCAGACUUCGGAACAGUUACCAGGAGGAGCGGUGCCACCACUGCGCAGUAUGCCCAUGAGUCCGCAAGCGCAAGCCGCUGCACAGGCAGCGGCAGAGGAUAGAGCGAUGCAGUUUGAUCGAAACCGCUUUGCACAGUCAGUACCUUAUGAUGGCAUGGUGCACAACGAGCUGGAACGAACGCAGUGGCGCGUACGCAACGAAGAAGACAUCAAGCGGCGUGGGGGCAUACUCACAAAGAACGAAAAGGAGGCGAUUCGCGAUAUUUGGAACGAGGCCCACUCUCCAAAACACGAUCGAGCAUCGGCCUCACGGGGUGGCAUUCCCGGUCUGCAGCGUACGGGCGGGCUUCUAGCACUCGCGGACGAGCAACAAAUGAUGACGUCGCACGACCGACAGCUGUUGCAGCUCGAAGAUAGCAACAUGUCGGGCGGCAACGCACUAGCCCUUACGGAAGGAACCUCACCGGGAAAGCGCUUUGGCCGACAAAAAACGGGGCUUUUGGAUACUGCUGACGAGUCGGAAAUACGCCUCGCGGAAUCAACGAUGCGAUCCAUCGCUCACAUGGGAGACGUUGUUCCUGGAACCUCUCAUAUCGGCAUGGCGCCACCAGUUGUACUCCCGGCAGCGGUGUCUCGUGCGCGGCGCAAGAAGAAAUAUACGGGAGGACAGGUCACAUGACCUCUUCUCUUUCGAUCGUCGGAAGUUAAUUUAAUCCUGCUCCUUAGUUGUUCUUGAAAACCUCUACUUGUACACUAAAUGUAGACCUAGAGUCCGAUUAGUUCUUUGUCUUUGUAUUCCUAUUGCACAGAAGCCGGAGUCCUGGUAUCUUUUGUUUAGUGCUUGUCAAUGAUUUGAAUGUAGAACACAAGUGCCACAGAGGCCCGACUGACUUUUCUCCUAGGCGCAUGCGGCCUAAGCGUUGCAACCUCAUUGCUGAAUCGCUUGGAUGAAGAAGGAAAUUUCGACCAUAAUAGCAGAGCUCGAUGUCCUCCACAUCUAUUGUGGAGUUGCAUUGCAUGAACAGUCUUUUUUUGAGAUGAAGAAACUUAUCCGAUAGGCUAGCAAGAAAUAGAGAGCACGAACACGCAAAAAAGAAUCGUGUAUUUGCACAGUCCUGCCCCUAAGGGCGCAAACAUGUUUCUAGUCAGAUGAAACAAGUUCGUUCCUACGCUCAGCGGCAGUCAGAAAGGAUUCUGAAUCUCAGACGCAAUAGAGUGAGAAAAGGGCGCAGGUUUGCUACGCCUCGGCAUGCAUAUACACAAUGAAAAGGGUGUGACUGUUCAUCUCCAAUGGAGUUUUUGGAGCGCAUUAAAAUUUUAUUUGUGGGUCGAAACUACAACCUUACUGGGAUGCUGACGAAGUUGACUGAUCUCAAAACGGUUUUUCCGACAAAGUGGAGCCUGAGACUGUGCAGUGAUGUGAAAAGCAAACGCCUCUUACAUACUAGACCUGAGCUUCCGGUAGCACUCCUCCCACUAGGAUCAUCCACCCCCGGCACGCACUUCCUCAACCCCGGC
Amoebophrya sp. A25 is the source of this 10419-nucleotide messenger RNA. Lineage: Eukaryota; Dinophyceae; Syndiniales; Amoebophryaceae. The record is from the annotation of a GenBank genome assembly.